Caenorhabditis angaria is the source of this 3014-nucleotide messenger RNA. The record is from the annotation of a GenBank genome assembly. Lineage: Eukaryota; Metazoa; Nematoda; Chromadorea; Rhabditida; Rhabditidae.
AUGAAAAUCCAAAUCGUCUCCGCGAUUUGUUUCCUGAAGUUUUUAGAAAUUGUGGAGGCUUGUGGAGUGAAUCAAACAAAUCUCGAUGGAUUUUUGGAAGUUCAACCAAAUUGUGAAAACUUCGUGAGUUCCCUCGACAUAACAAAGUUAAAAGCUGUCUAAUUUUUGCAGCUUGAAAUCCCAAAAACUCCUGGAAAAUCGAUAAGUCUAAAACUCCCUUGCCAUGCCGAAUCUGUUUACAGUAUAUGGAUGAUAGUCCCAGAAUCAAAAACCCCAAUUCAUCAUUCAAAUAAAUCUAUCGAUUGUUCAAGAUCAGAAGACAAAUCUCAGACUUUUCAAGCCCCCGCAAAUGUUGGACUAAAAAUUGUGUCAAAACUUACUGCAAAAAUUGAUGUUAAAAUUCUAGAUGGUCAGCAAAAUCUUUGCGCAUAUCCAUAUAUUUUGUUAACUUCGUCUAACUUAAAUCAAUCUAGGGUUAUUCAAAACGACACAACUUUUUCGAGCUCUCAAGAAUGUGUAUAUCGAUUGGAUAUUGGUCUGGAUAUUCUUUCAAAUUCUUCAAUAAAUGAGAUCAAAAUAAGAUUCAGUGAUAUUGCAAAUCUAAUUUAUCAGCAACGAAUUUAUCGGAAAAAUGGGAAAAUUGAGUCUAAAAUAUUUACAACUGGCAGAAAUUUUUUAUUGGAACCUUUUGAUAUAAAAAUCAAUGAAUAUGUGCGUAUUCCACAAAUUAAUGUGACCUUUGGAAAAAAUUGUGAGUUUUGGAAGAUUCACAAAGUUUCUGAUCAGCAAUAUCCAGUUUCAAAGGAAUCCUGAGCAUUUUGGGUUACUGUGACUUUCAGAAUUUCUGAAACAGUUUUUAAUCAGUAGCCUUUUCCUACAGUACCCCAGAUUUCCAGAAUGAAAUUUUAUCUAAAGUAAUCUUUGUUUUAUUGUUUUUUUUAGUGUGUCACAAUAUCGAUCGUAUUUCAACCGCCAACAAAACUCUGACUUUUCAACCAACUUCAGCCCAAUUAGAUUGCGAAAAUUCAUUGUCAAUUUUGAAUAUCAAAUUUCUACAGCCAAAAAAUAAUGAGAUUAUUUAUUUGGAACAUAAUUUGAAUCAAGCAAAUCUCAAAAUCUGGAAUCUUGAUAAAUAUGAAAUUAUUAUGGAGUAAGUUACUAAUUUUUGAUGUAUCUAGAAGGAAAGUUUAAAAUUUCAGCACAACUUAUUUUCUGAAAAACGCGGCGCUCAACAUUUCCGCUCUGAAAAUUCACAUAGAAAACUCUCAAAACUGGCAAAUCAAUCUAACUCGACUCGAAAUUCCGGAGAAUUGUCAAUGUCCAACUUUUGGUAGCCUAAUAAGUUCGGAGAACUCUCGAUUGAGUCUGAAAUCUCGAAAUUGUGCCAAUUUGUUUUGUCAUGUGAGAUUGGAAAAUUCAAGAAAAUUGACAAUGAAUAUUGAUUUGAAAGCGUCGGAUAAUGGAGAAAAUAAGGGUUCGAUUGAACCAGAUUUCUUUGUUCUUGUUGAGAAUGGAGUUUAUUUUAGGUAUGUUUUUUUGAGAAAAAAUGAAAAAAGAAGAUCAAAAUUAAUUCAAAAUCCAAAAACCAAUCUAUACCAAUAUAACAAUUCCAGAGAUACAUUCACCGACGAAACUUUUUCGGAUUCCUCCAAUUUCAUGGAACUAUCCUUCAUCAGAUUCAAUAAUUCAAAAUCUCAAAAUAAUUCUCUGGAUUUGGACAUGAGUUGGCAUUUUUCAAAAAGUAAUGGGAAGACGAGAAAAACAAAUGCGCUCCAUGUUACAAAAUUUUCAGAUUAAAGUUGUCCACGGAGCGCAUUUUCCUUUUUGUAUUCGUUUGAGUUCAGAUAAUAAUUUUUGCUAUCUGAGUAAUUUAUGAACAUUAGUCAUUUAUUUUUCAGAUUGUCAAUGUUAUCUUACGUCGAUAACACUUUACACCAAACAGAUCAGCUAUAAUAACAAGCACCAAUUAUCCAAACCCAUAUUGUGCUAACAGAGAUUGCAAAACUACAAUAAUGACAUCGCCAAAGUAAGCACUGCGUUUACACGGGAUUAACACCCAAAAACACAAAUGUCUAAUUCCAGCGCAACGCUCAACUUUUGGUUUUAUAAAUUCCACGUGGAUUCCGAAGGUGAUAGUUUGGAAAUUUAUAAUGGCCGGCAUAUUGAUUCAAAUCAAUGUGUUGCAAAACUUCACGGAAAAAAAGAAAGAAAACAUAAUGAGGAAUAUCAAACUGGAAAUCAGGCAGUUUUACUGUUUCAGGCAAAUGCGAUCACAACCAAGGAUGAUAUUGGAUAUGUGAUAUUAGUGAAAUCAGGUAAGUGAUAAUAUUUUCCAUGUCAAACCUGGUUUACUCGAAUAUUCAUAGUUAAUUAUUAGAAGACAUUUUAAACAACAUUCUCAAAUUAUCUUCAAUUUCUUUCAGAAAAAUAUCUAUUACGUGGCAAAAAAAAUCAACCAGAUAAAAAAAUGUUCCAAGAGAAUUUAUGUUUUUACACACCGUUUGUGUUUUUUUCUCCGCUAUUGUACAAUAAAAUAAGAGACGGUUUCUUUGAUCGAAACAAAUAUUUCUUGUUGUUUCAAUUUUAUUUGAUUUGUUGCGAAAUAUUGUUGUUUUUUUUCAUUCUGAAACAACGUAAAAAUGUUUCUAUUUUUAUAUUGGUUUUAUUUGCAGAACCCCUGAAUCCUUCCGAUCUCACAACUUCUACUGAACUUAUCACAACUUCACAAAAAUCUACUACCAAUGCUGAAAUCAGUACAUCUACUGAAAUUUUCGUGGCUUCAGAAAAAUCAUCCAGCUCAAUUCCAAACUCUCUUAUCUUCUUCAUAAUUUUGUUGAUUAUUUUGGGAGCUGGAAUCUUUAGCUAUUUCUACAAGGACAAAAUCAUUUCUCAGAUUAACAGUUUUCGAACAAAAACCCCACCGUAAGUUUAACUCAUGCAAACGUUUAUUCUUAAAAUCUUUUUUUUAUUUCAGCCCAUCUGGUUUCGAAAAUAUGAAUACCCAAAUUUUCUAA